Odocoileus virginianus texanus is the source of this 661-nucleotide messenger RNA. RefSeq names its product ring finger protein 181 (gene RNF181). The record is from RefSeq and is a predicted model, not a curated record. Gene Ontology annotation, molecular function: ubiquitin protein ligase activity. NCBI's taxonomy places the organism in Eukaryota, Metazoa, Chordata, Mammalia, Artiodactyla, Cervidae. Gene Ontology annotation, biological process: protein ubiquitination. Gene Ontology annotation, cellular component: cytoplasm.
CGCUAGUUUAUUGGCCAGCGCCACAAGACUGAGGUCCGGCCGGGUCUGAGGACUGUGUCAGACAGCCCGGCUGCCAUGGCGUCCUAUUUCGAUGAACACGACUGUGAGCCGUUGGAUCGCGAACGGGAUCCCCGAACAAACAUGCUGCUGGAGCUUGCAAGGUCCCUUUUCAAUAGGAUGGACUUUGAAGACUUGGGGUUGGUAGUAGAUUGGGACCACCACCUGCCUCCACCCGCUGCCAAGACUGCAGUUGAGAACCUUCCCAGGACAGUCAUCAGGGGCUCUCAGGCUGAGCUCAAGUGCCCCGUGUGUCUUUUGGAAUUUGAGGAGGAGGAGACCGCCAUUGAGAUGCCUUGCCAUCAUCUCUUCCAUUCCAACUGCAUUCUGCCCUGGCUGAGCAAGACCAAUUCCUGCCCUCUGUGCCGCCAUGAGCUGCCCACUGAUGAUGACACUUAUGAGGAGCACAAGCGAGAUAAGGCCUUUGGGGAUGGCCCCCGACCAGUGUGCACUCUUUGCUUCAGGCUCGCAAGCAGCAGCAGAAGCACCGCCUCGAGAACCUCCACGGAGCCAUGUAUACAUGAGGUGGCUAGGGCUGGACACUGGUCCUCUGCAACAUGUUCCUCUUGCAUCUUGAAUUCUCAUUAAAGGUUUCUUCACUCAU